UGUAACUUUCCGGUCGUUAGUCCUAUUAGUUGUUCGUAGGUAUUAGGCGGCGCGCCGACACGUCAUCCAACUAUUGAGACCGUUUGGGCUUCAUAUCCGCUUCUCGGAAUCAAUUUCAGGUAGCCUCAUCCUGAGGUGAGCUGACUUUGCUGCCAGAAUGGACAUAUCCAAAAGCGACCAAGAGCCUACGCAGGAUAUGCGUGAAGGUGCACGUGUUAGCCUUGAUGAGAAGUCGCUGGGGCUCGAGAACAAUGCUUAUCACAUCGAUCCGGCCCUUGAGAGGCGGGUUAGGAGGAAAAUUGAUCGCCGUUUGAUUCCCUUAGUUAUGGGACUCUAUCUCGUCUCUUUCCUUGACCGUUCAAAUAUUGGGAAUGCUGAGACGGCAGGCAUGAGCAAGGACCUUGGAUUCGACGAUGCUCACUACCAGUGGCUGCUGACUAUAUUUUACAUACCAUACAUCGUUUUUGAAUGGGCUGCGUUGAUGUGGAAAGCCGUGCCUCCUCAUAUUUGGGCUACUAGCUGUGUCCUGGUAUGGGGCAUAGCGUCUUCUCUCCAGGCUACCGCAUUCAAUUGGUCGGGUCUGAUGGUUUGCCGAUUCUUCCUCGCUACGGCCGAAGCAGGUUUUGGACCAGGAAUACCGUACCUGCUCUCUUUCUUCUAUAAGAGGCACGAGCUCGGUUUUAGGUGCGGCAUGUUCCUCUCCGCCGCCCCUCUCGCUACGACCUUCGCAGGCGCCCUGGCCUACGGGAUAACUUCCGGCCACCCAGCUCAUAUAGCUAAUUGGAGACUCUUGUUUAUCGUAGAAGGAAUCCCUUCGGUCCUUGUUGCCUUUCUUGCUUAUAUGUAUAUGCCCGAUUCAGCCGAUACAGCGAAGUUCUUAACUGAAGAGGAAAGACAAGUCGCCAAAAUUAGAGCUCUUCAGCAGACUGGAACCGAAGGAGUAGAGCGUGUGGGACAUAUUAAUUUCAGCGAAAUCUUCAUGUCGUUAAAGGACAUUAAAACUUGGAUUCCGCCUCUAAUGUACUUCAGUUGCAAUGUCUCGUUUAGUAGCUUACCCGUUUUCCUGCCUACUAUUCUCAGCAGCAUGGGAUUUACUUCCGUCAAUGCCCAGGGGCUUAGCGCCCCGCCGUACUUCCUCUCGUUUCUGGUAUGUUGUCUGACGACCUGGAUCGCAGACAAGACACGUCAGCGUGGUUACAUGAUCAUCGGACUCUCCCUUGUCGCCGGUGUGGGAUACGUCCUUCUCCUGUCCUGCAAGAGCGUUGCUGUGCGCUAUUUUGGCGUAUUCCUUGCCGCUGCCGGUGUAUUCCCAGCCAUAUCCAACAUCCUGCCUUGGACCUUAAACAACCAAGGAUCAGAUUCCAAGAGAGGUGCUGGUAUCGCGCUCCUUAACAUCGUCGGCCAAUGCGGGCCAUUACUCGGAACACGGAUGUUCCCGACCAGCGACGGGCCGUACUACAUUAUGGGGAUGAGUGUAUGCGCGGGGUUCAUGUUCUUCAAUGCGUUUUUAGCCUUGGCCCUGCGUAUGUAUCUGGACUGGGAGAACAAGAAAUUUGAGAAGAACGAUGAGGCGGCACGUCAGGCGGGAACAGAUCCCAAGUAUAGUUCGAUUGGUGUGGAGAACGAAGGGUACGGUUACAGGAAUUUCCUGUAGAGAGGAAAUAUAAAGAAAAACGGGGAGGAGGUAGAAGAGACCAGGAUCUAAACGAAGUUAUUUAGGUGCCGCACGGAGUAG
This is a messenger RNA of Daldinia vernicosa, 1735 nucleotides long. Its product is annotated as putative MFS transporter. The transcript has 11 exons. Gene Ontology annotation, molecular function: transmembrane transporter activity. The record is from RefSeq and is a predicted model, not a curated record. The coding region runs from base 158 to 1654 and encodes 498 amino acids. Lineage: Eukaryota; Fungi; Ascomycota; Sordariomycetes; Xylariales; Hypoxylaceae. Gene Ontology annotation, cellular component: membrane. Gene Ontology annotation, biological process: transmembrane transport.